Molecule: messenger RNA, 3445 nt
Organism: Heteronotia binoei (common prickly gecko)
Lineage: Eukaryota; Metazoa; Chordata; Lepidosauria; Squamata; Gekkonidae
Gene: MYBPC2
Product: myosin binding protein C2
Exons: 27
Coding region: 544-3345 (933 amino acids)
Molecular function (GO): protein binding
Source: RefSeq, a predicted model, not a curated record
CCCCCUGCAGAGCCCCCUGCAGAGCCAGCUCCAGCAGAACCCCAAGGGGAGCCCUCAUCUCAGUCAGAUGGACUGUUUAUCAAGAAGCCAGAACAUGUGUUAAUAGAGGCUGGGAAGGAUGCAAUUGUUUCCUUUCAAGUGGACGGGACUCAGCUCCCUGGCAAACCCACAGUGAAAUGGUUCAAGGGCAAAUGGCUGGAAUUAGGCAUUAAGAGCGGUCAGCGAUUUCAGUUCAAGGACAGCUUCGACAAGGAGAAAAAUAUUUACAGCUAUGAGAUGAAAAUUGGCAAAGUGGUGGCCGCAGACCGGGGGGAUUAUCGCUGUGAGGUGAAAGCCAAGGACAAGUUUGACAGCUGCCCUUUCAACAUCGAUGUGGAAGCACCAAGGACAGAUGAUACCGGGAGCACGCUGCAAGCUUUCAAGAGGACAGGAGGGGAAGGAAACAAAGAUGAAGUUGCAGGCGAGCUGGACUUCAGUGGGCUGCUAAAGAAGAGGUGACAACAGGAGGAGGAGAAGAAGAAAAAGAAAGAUGAUGACGAUGAUAUGGGGAUCCCCCCAGAAAUCUGGGAAAUGCUGAAAGGUGUGACCAAGAGAAGCGAGUACGAACGCAUUGCCUUCCAAUAUGGCGUCACUGACCUGCGUGGCAUGCUUAAAAGACUGAAGAAAGCCAAAGUGGAAGUCAAAAAGAGUGCAGCUUUCAUGACAAAGCUCGACCCUGCCUACCAAGUUGACAAGGGACAAAAAAUCAAGAUGUUUGUGGAGCUGAGUGACCCAGACCUGACUAUCAAAUGGAUGAAGAAUGGGCAAGUGAUCAAGCCGAGUGGCAAGUACAUCUUUGAGAACGUGGGCAAGAAGCGCAUCCUGACCAUCACCAAAGCCUCGUUGGCUGAUGACGCAGCUUAUGAAUGCGUUGCUGGGGAAGAGAGGAGCUUCACAGAGGUCUUUGUCAGAGAGCCUCCUGUCCAGGUUGAAGUUGGCUUGGAUGACCAGCAGGUAUACGUUGGGGACAAAGUGGAGAUGGAAGCCGAAGUGUCUGAGGAAGGAGCCCAAGUGAUAUGGAAGAAGGAUGGCGUGGAGCUGACUCGGGAGGAUGCUUUCAAGUACCGCUUCAAGAAGGAUGGCAAAAAACACAUCCUCAUCAUCAAUGAGGCCACCAAAGAAGAUGCUGGCCGUUACCAGAUCCUGACCAAUGGCGGCAGUUCAGAGGCAGACCUGGUGGUUGAAGACAAACAGCUUGAGGUCCUUCAGGAUAUCGCUGAUCUUACGGUCAAAGCUGCAGAACAGGCUGUCUUCAAGUGUGAGGUGUCUGAUGAGAAGGUGACUGGCAAAUGGUACAAGAAUGGAGUUGAGGUCCGGCCUAGCAAACGCAUCACCAUUUCUCACAAGGGCAGGUUCCACAAGCUCGUCAUCGAUGAUGUGAGACCAGAAGACGAGGGAGACUAUACUUUUGUCCCUGAUGGCUAUGCUAUCUCCUUAUCUGCCAAACUCAACUUCCUGGAAAUCAAGAUUGAAUACGUCCCUAAACAAGAGCCCCCCAAGAUCCACCUGGACUGUUCCGGAAAAGAUCAAGAAAACACCAUUGUUGUGGUGGCAGGGAACAAACUGCGCUUUGAUGUGCCCAUCACUGGGGAACCGGCACCUGUUGCCACCUGGAUAAAAGGCGAUGUGGUCUUUACCGACACUGAGGGCCGGGUUCGUGUGGAAGAGCGGAAGGAACUCAGCAGCUUUGUGAUAGAAAGUGCCGAGCGCUCUGAUGAAGGGAGUUACACCAUCAAGGUGACCAAUCCAGUGGGUGAGGACUCAGCCACCCUCCGUGUCAAGGUUGUGGAUGUUCCCGAUCCUCCUGAGGCCGCACACAUCACUAAGGUUGGAGAGGACUGGGCCAUUUUGGUGUGGGAGCCACCUAAAUACGAUGGUGGGAUGCCAGUGACAGGGUACCUGAUGGAACGUAAAAAGAAAGGAAGCAUGCGCUGGAUGAAGCUAAACUUUGAAGUCUACACAGAUACUACCUACGAGUCUACCAAGAUGAUUGAGGGGGUGCUCUAUGAGAUGCGUGUCUUUGCUGUCAAUGCCAUUGGAGUCUCUCAGCCCAGCUUGAACACCAAACCUUUCAUGCCAAUUGCCCCCACAAGUGAACCACUCCACCUCACCUUGGAGGAUGUGACAGAUACCACGGCUACGCUGAAAUGGCGUGCUCCAGAUCGUAUCGGUGCAGGGGGCAUUGACGGCUACCUCAUUGAGUACUGCAAGGAAGGAACUGAUGAAUGGAUAGCUGCUAACACAGAGCUGGUUGAGCGCUGUGGCUUUACUGCCAAGGAACUUCCUACUGGCGAGAAGCUUCUAUUCCGGGUUGUUGCGGUCAAUAUUGCCGGCAAGAGUCCACCAGCCACCUUUGCACAGCCUGUCACCAUCCGAGAGAUUGUCCAACAGCCCAAGAUCCGUCUUCCUCGCCACCUCCGACAGACCUAUAUCAGGAGAGUCGGGGAGCAAGUCAAUUUGGUGAUACCUUUCCAGGGUAAACCUCGUCCGAAAGUCACAUGGACAAAAGACGGGCAGCCUCUGGACCCCAAGGAGGUGGCCAUCCGUACCUCAGAGAUGGACACCAUCCUCUUCAUCCGCUCAGCUGCCCGAACCCAUUCGGGCAACUACGAACUCUCCGUUCAGAUUGAGAACAUGGAAGACAAAGCCGUCAUCAAGAUCCGCGUCGUGGAGAAGCCAGGCCCAGCUCAUAAUGUGAUGGUGAAAGAGGUGUGGGGAUUCAACGCUUUAGUAGAGUGGGAGCCUCCCAAGGAUGACGGGAAUUCGGAGAUCACUGGUUACUCCAUCCAAAAAGCUGACAAGAAGACCAUGGAGUGGUUCACAGUAUAUGAACACAACCGUCUUACUCGCUGCACCGUUUCUGACCUCAUCAUGGGAAACGAGUACUUCUUCCGGGUCUUCAGUGAGAACAUCUGCGGACUGAGUGAGACUCCCGGGAUCACCAAAAACACUGCUUACAUUCAGAAAACUGGAAUAAUCUGUAAACAGAUGAACUACCAGGAACAUGACUUCCGCAUGGCCCCCAUGUUCAUGACGCCACUGGUGGAUCGGACAGUGGUGGCUGGAUAUACCACUGCCCUCAACUGUGCUGUGAGGGGACACCCCAAACCCAAAGUGAUCUGGAUGAAGAACAAAAUGGAUAUCAGCGGGGACCCAAAGUUCCUCCAGAAAAACAGCCAAGGGGUGCUGACUCUCAACAUCCGAAAGCCAAGCCCUUUCGAUAGUGCGACUUACUCCUGCAAAGCCAUUAAUGAGCUGGGAGAAGCCCUUGCGGAGUGCAAGCUGGAGGUCAAAGCACCCCAGUAAUCUUGUUGCCGCAACAGCCAUGAUUGAAAAAGGUAGGUAACAGGCAUUCCAUCAUUACCCCCUUCUUGUUGUGUGCAUGGAAGGGACAUACAGCCCUUUG